Molecule: messenger RNA, 2251 nt
Organism: Oryzias latipes (Japanese medaka)
Lineage: Eukaryota; Metazoa; Chordata; Actinopteri; Beloniformes; Adrianichthyidae
Gene: cd9r
Product: CD9 molecule related
Cellular component (GO): plasma membrane
Source: RefSeq, a predicted model, not a curated record
CAAUGUGGGCGGGCCGACACCUACUUAAAACGCCAGAGAAAGUCUCCACUGCACCAGAAGUAGCAGCAGGAGCUUAAAUUCCCAGGAAGAGAACUAAGUCUUCAUCGAAGGCCUUAGUUCCGCGCGCUCAUCCUCUUCCUCCCUCCAGCCUUUUGAAGUGCGCGGCUGAACCGACAGACAGGCUCAUCAUGGCUGUGGAUGGAUGUGGAGUCGUGUGCAAAUACAUUCUUGUCCUUUUCAACAUCAUCUUUUCGGUGGUGGGCCUGGCCUUUCUUGCUCUCGGCCUGUGGCUGAGAUUCAGCGAUGGCACCAGAGGAAUCUUCAACGUCGAGGCCCUCAACUCCAGCGCCUUUGUUCUAGGCGUGACCGUGCUGAUAGUCCUGGGCUCCGUCAUGCUGGUUGUGGUGGUGUUUGGAGACUACGGUGCCUGCAGCGAGAAAAGAUGCGCCUUGCAGACGUUCAUCGUCCUCCUUUUCUUCCUGGCUGUGGCUGAAGUGGUUGUUGGAGUGCUCGCCUACACAAGCAGGGAUGAGGUUGGCCGCAGGCUCGGCGAGUUCUACGUCAGCCUGUAUACUCUGUACGCCAACAACAAUGACCCCGCCCUGGCCAUUACGCUCACUUUCAUCCACAACACGCUCCACUGCUGUGGAGUGACUGGAAUCUCCCUGGUGGAGAUCGUUAAGAAGACCUGUCCCAAACCUGAUGGCUUCAUGGAGAGCCUGGUCAUGGCUAAUUGUCCUACAACCAUUUUAAACGUCUUUGACAGAAGGGCGUCGCUGGUGUUGGGCGUCUUCCUGGGAACCGGAGCUCUUCUGUUUGUAGCGCUCAUUUGCAGCGUGACCCUCAAUGCCAAGAUUCGUCAGUCUGCCUCGCCUCCCCAGUACAUAAUCCUGACUCAAUCCACCGCUGCCCUGACUGUCUCCCAGCCGCCUCAGCAGGACUUCGGUUCUCCACCCCACCCGUACCAGGACCCCGUUGUCUUCACCCCCCUGUCUGCAGCAAACAUCCCCAUCCAGGCUUAGCCUUCAGUACCAGCAGCUCUUUCUCUGUCAGUCUGAAAGGAGCAGCAGGGUGUGCUUUCUGUUGUUUUAACCUCUUCUUAGUGCUUUAGUCCGUUAAAUUCAUUCAAAACUCUGUCGGUCUUUCCCCACUUUGUUUUUUAUUUUCCUGAGAGCACGCCUCUCCUUGUUUUCACGCAUUAACAGAUGCGGCGCUGCUUGACGUCUGUGCUUGGUUGUGUGAUUUGGUUGAAACCCUUUAGCUAGGGUGAAAGUUGACUGUUCUGGUGAGUCCCGUGGCUGCUCUUUACCGUCCGGCGUUCUUCUGUGUCCACAUAACAGAUUACUGCCCUGGUCUGCUCCAUCAUUCUCCUGAAGCACAUCAAGAGGAGCCACCACGCCGUUACCACCUACUAUUCCACCGUUUACUGAGGAAGAUUCCUGCACCUCAAAGUCCGUCAGUAAAGAUGCCAAUCGACUGAUCUGUGUUUACAGAGACUUUCAUUUUUAAUGUGAAAAUGUCUUGACUACAGUCUCGGACAGACACAAAAAUCACCUUGAACUAAAUGUUACGCCCUAAAAUAUGAUGUUGAAGCUCACUGUAGGAGCUUUCAUAACUUGAAGUUAAACAUUCAUUUGACAGAAAAAGCUUUAUUUCAGCAGAUCCAUUUCCAGGCCUCCUAACAUUAAAAAAACAACACAACUGUGAACUUUUGAUGUUGGUGCAUUCAGAGAAUUCACUGGAUUAUGCAUGAAUAUUAUUAAAGGGAAAAAGGAUUCAUGGUGAUUGUUCUAAAGAUUUUUGAGCUUUUUUACUGUCAUUUCCAUUAAUAACUUGAAUUUUAAGGUUUUCUGUGCCUUGUAUAAAAUUCCCUUAUCCAUCACAGCAGUGUUGGUGUACUGUUUGGCCCUUCAGCUUAAGUCUGUUUAGUUUUUUGUUUUUUUACAUACUUUUUGAUUAAUUUUGUAUCCACUACCAUCUGUUUGGGUUUGUUUUUUUUAGAGGGACGUUUUAAGGAUUUGAACCAAAACUGUCACUUUUCUAAAGAAUUCUUUGUGCAAGUCAGUCUUUUUUUUUCUACAUUUGUAUUUGAAACACUUCGCUUUACUAAAAGUUUCAUAAACAAACAGCUGAAUGGCUUCAAAUGUGCAUGUUUAGCCUUCCUGACCAAUAGCGGUGUUGUGCUUUGAUAGAAAGACAUGCUUUGUAGCUGUGUGAUCCACGUUUCCAUUAAACUCAUAAAACCCCGCUA